Molecule: messenger RNA, 2841 nt
Organism: Magallana angulata
Lineage: Eukaryota; Metazoa; Mollusca; Bivalvia; Ostreida; Ostreidae
Product: kinesin-like protein KIF3A
Exons: 18
Coding region: 62-2194 (710 amino acids)
Biological process (GO): microtubule-based movement
Molecular function (GO): ATP binding; microtubule binding; microtubule motor activity
Source: RefSeq, a predicted model, not a curated record
CAUCCAGAGUUACUGGGAGUACAUUCGACGUUUGUGUGUAUGAUUUAGCUGAUCGUUCACCAUGCCGGAGAAAAACGGCCCGAGUGGGUCAGACUGUGUGCAGGUGUGUGUCAGAUGUCGACCACUUAAUGACAAGGAGAAGGACCAGAGCUGUACAAUGUGUGUUAAGGUAGAUGAGAUGAGAGGUACCAUCACGGUGAAAGGCCCCAACACAGGCUCUGGAGAACCUCCUAAAACCUUCACAUUUGACACAGUGUUUGACACAUCCUGUAAACAGGUUGAUGUGUACAACAAGUCAGCCAGGCCUAUUGUAGACUGUGUACUGGAGGGAUACAAUGGAACCAUAUUUGCGUAUGGACAGACAGGCACGGGGAAGACUUUUACCAUGGAAGGGGUUAGAUCUGUACCGGAAUUAAGGGGAAUCAUUCCUAACUCAUUUGCCCAUAUAUUUGGUCACAUCGCAAAGGCAGAAGGAGAUACUAGAUUUUUGGUGCGAGUUUCAUAUCUAGAAAUUUACAAUGAGGAAGUUAGAGAUCUGCUUGGUAAAGAUCAAGCCGCUAGGCUGGAGGUCAAGGAGAGACCAGAUGUGGGGGUGUAUGUGAAGGACCUGUCUGCAUUCAGUGUCAAUAAUGCUGACGACAUGGACAGAAUCAUGACCAUCGGGAACAAAAACAGACAUGUUGGAGCCACCAAUAUGAAUCUCCACAGUUCUAGAUCUCAUGCCAUCUUCACAGUCACUAUAGAAUGUAGUGAGAAAUAUCCUGAUGGUAAACAGCAUGUACGAGUGGGCAAGCUACAUUUGGUUGAUCUAGCGGGUUCAGAGAGACAGGCCAAGACAGGAGCCACAGGACAGAGACUGAAGGAGGCCACCAAGAUUAACCUGUCCCUCUCCACCCUGGGUAACGUCAUCUCGGCCCUGGUGGAUGGGAAAAGUACUCACAUUCCAUACAGAAACUCCAAGCUAACCCGUCUGCUGCAGGACUCACUCGGGGGAAACUCUAAAACAGCGAUGAUUGCCAACAUAGGACCAGCUGAUUACAACUACGAUGAGUCCAUUAGCACUCUCCGCUAUGCCAACAGAGCUAAGAAUAUCCAGAACAAAGCCAAGAUCAAUGAGGAUCCAAAGGACGCACUGUUGAGACAGUUCCAGAAGGAGAUCGAAGAACUCCGUAAACAACUGGACGAAGGGUCUGAUUAUGAGUCAGGAGACAGUGAAGAAGAGGAGAGUGAGGAAGAGGUGGGUGAGGAUGGUGUGGUCCGAAGGGUGAAAAAGAAGAAGAAGAAGCGAGGGAAAGGACAGAAAGAGCACAAACAUAUUUCAAAAGAAAAGAUGGCCCAAAUACAGAGUAAGAUAGAACAGGAUAGAAAGAUGUUGGAAUCAAAGAAGGACAUGGCUGAGGAGGAGAGGAAUAAGGUCAAAGAGGACCUGGAGGAGAAAGAGAUGGAGCUCAAGAAAUUCCAAGAGGAGCAGGACCAGUUAACCAAUAAACUGGCUGCCCUGGAGAAGAAGAUAAUAGUGGGUGGAGAAAAUCUUCUGGAGAAGGCGGAAGAACAGGAGCGGAUGCUGGAAGAGUCGGCCAAGGAACUGGAGGCCAGGAAGGUCAAGGAAGAGGCGCUCCGAAAGGCACUGCAGGAGAAGGAGCAAGAACAAGUGGACAUUGAGGAGAAAUACAGCUCCCUGCAGGAAGAAAUCCAAGGAAAGACCAAAAAACUGAAGAAAGUCUGGACCAUGUUGAUGCAAGCCAAGUCAGAGAUAGCAGAUCUACAGCAGGAACACCAGCGGGAGAUGGAGGGUCUGUUGGAGAAUGUAAGACAACUGAGUCGCGAACUCAAGCUACAGAUGACCAUCAUUGACAACUUUAUACCACCCGAGUACCAGGACAUGAUUGAACAGAAUGUGUCAUGGAAUGACGAUAUUGGGGAGUGGCAGUUGCGCUGUGUGGCGUACUCGGGUAACAACAUGAGGAAACAGUCACCGCAACCAGACAAAGAUAAGGAGAAGUAUACAGCUCCAGACCUCAGCAAUGUUUACCUAGCUUACACAGCAGAGACGGCAGAGAAAGCAAUGGAAAAAGCCAUGCGACCCAAAUCCUCCAAGUCAGCUCGACCAAAGUCCAGUCGACCCAAGUCAAGCCGACCCAAAAGUUCCAAAAAGAAGCAGAAGGAGGCGAAUAUAGAGGAUGUGAUACAGUGACUUGCUGCCGUACUGUGGACCCUGAUCAUCAUUGAGUUAGCCGUCAUACUCAGAUUGUAAAUAACAAACUGCUGGACAACCUUUAUCCUACAAAAACACUUCUUUUUAGUGAUACACAACUAAUUCCAUUCAAACGAUCAGUAUUCAGCAGACAAUGAUGUACACAACUAAUACUUGUUGAUUGUAGAACUUCCUUCUUGGAUUCAAAUGAUUUUAUUGUACAUUGCUUUGCUUCAUCAAGUUGCUACUUGUAAGAAAAAUGUAACAAUUAUUUAUUACUUUAUUUUUAUUUGUGAUAUUUUUUGUGACUAGUCACAGCUGAAUUCCAUCCAUUUUGUCCCUUUUGACUUAAAUUAUUUAGUGCAUUUAUAUUGACUUACUUUAUUAUUUGAUGAAUGAUUUGGGUUUUUUUUUUCUUAUUUCUAGUUUAUUUACACAUUCUAUUAGUGGUUGUAAUGAUGGAUAUUGAUAAGGACGUAAUUUUUUUUCGUAAUUUUUCUAAUUCUAGUACAUGUACAUGUAUUUUUAUCAUUGUAGAAAGUCCAAUCUAUCUACAGGGGGUAGCAAAAAAUUCUUUCGAUAAAAUUAAAUUUAUGUAUUUUUUCUUUAAAUUGUCUUAAUGUUGAUAAAUAAAUUUAAUGAAAAAU